AGAUCGAAAUGGCUUCCAGAGGAAAGACAGAGACAAGCAAAUUAAAGCAGAAUCUAGAAGAACAGUUGGAUAGACUAAUGCAGCAAUUACAAGAUCUGGAGGAGUGCAGAGAGGAACUCGAUACAGACGAGUAUGAAGAAACCAAAAAGGAAACUCUGGAGCAGCUAAGUGAAUUUAAUGAUUCCCUGAAGAAAAUCAUGUCUGGAAAUAUGACUCUGGUCGAUGAGCUAAGUGGAAUGCAGCUGGCUAUCCAGGCAGCUAUCAGCCAGGCCUUUAAAACCCCAGAGGUCAUCAGGUUAUUUGCAAAGAAACAACCAGGUCAGCUUCGGACAAGGUUAGCAGAGAUGGACAGAGAUCUCAUGGUAGGGAAGCUGGACAGAGGCCUGUACACACAACAGAAAGUGGAGAUACUAACAGCUCUCAGGAAACUUGGAGAGAAGCUGACUGCAGACGAUGAGGCCUUCCUGUCAGCAAAUGCAGGUGCUAUACUCAGCCAGUUUGAGAAAGUCUCCACAGACCUUGGCUCCGGAGACAAAGUUCUUGCAUUGGCAAGUUUCGAAGUUGAAAAAACAAAGAAAUGACAUGGUGUGGAGGCUUGGGACACUGAUCACAUUCUUGCUGUAAAUGGCAUUUGUCUUCUUGGGGUUUUGAAUCAUUGCAAAGAAAUCAAGAGAUUCUUGAAAUGCACUGAUAACCUAAGAAAAGGUGACAGGAAAACAUACUUGUGGCUUCUGGUUAUACCCUUCAUCAUUGUGCUUUGUGUAGGGCCGCCCGCCUCAGUCAUCCCAGACUUGUUGGGACGAGGGACCCGUUGGACCUUAUUCAUUAUGUCUUGUGUGUUUCUUUAGAGAGAACAGAAAACAGUUUCUCUGCCUGUUUUUAUUAAGCUUCCUUGUUUUUAAGUGCUGACAGUAAAUGAAAAGAUGUGAACUAAG
Messenger RNA from Lutra lutra (Eurasian river otter), 935 nucleotides. It is a transcript of the gene LZIC, whose product is annotated as leucine zipper and CTNNBIP1 domain containing. Gene Ontology annotation, cellular component: beta-catenin destruction complex; cytosol; nucleus. Gene Ontology annotation, biological process: negative regulation of Wnt signaling pathway. Bases 9 to 581 code for a protein of 190 amino acids. NCBI's taxonomy places the organism in Eukaryota, Metazoa, Chordata, Mammalia, Carnivora, Mustelidae. The transcript is spliced from 6 exons. Gene Ontology annotation, molecular function: beta-catenin binding. The record is from RefSeq and is a predicted model, not a curated record.